UCUACUUUUAAGAGUUAGUGCUGCAUAUCUCUUUCUCCUUUGCAAGCUAAGGGUUAAGGCAGCAGCGACUUACGCACAGGUGUCUCGCCAGUCCUUUAUGAAACAGCGCCUGCAAACUUCCCCCCCCCUUUAAUUAAGUUGAUCAUAACUGUAACUCAGCUGGGAUUUGCUGCCCGACUAGACAUGUCACUGUAAUUCAUGUAGUCUUAAGUGGGUUUGCUCACCGCAGCACUAAUCUCAUCUCUCGCUACUACGUCGAGCGUCUAACCUGGAGAGCUCUCCACAUCGAGACCGGUCCCGCACGCUCCUAUUUUGCUGCUUUUGUGCAGCAUCUGAUUCCAGUGGUUAGGAACUAAUAACGCGACAGCUUGAGGAGAGUUUACAGAGUAUUUUUCCACAAAACUUUAAAGUCGUUGUUAAACUUGCAUUUUCAAGAUUUUUUUUUUUUUAACGUCCGUUGUGUUACGCGUCGGACAUGUGGUGGAUGCUGUUUCCUCGAUGGAUUUGGUUUCUUCUGGGACAUUGUUAUACUAUACUCCUUUAUACGGGCAGCAGCCGCGUGAGAGCAAUGCCCAUGUCCGUGGCAAAAGUGGUGUAUUCUCACGCAGGUCUGUGCCCAAAUGACCUGAACCCCAACCUGUGGGUGGAUGCUAUGAGCACCUGCAUGCGCGAGUGUGAAUCCGACCAGGACUGUGAAGCAUUUGAGAAGUGCUGCCCUAAUGUAUGUGGUAACAAGAGCUGUGUGGCAUCACGCUAUAUAGACGUCAAGGGCAACAAGGGGCCCAUAGGAAUGCCAGAGGGCGCCACCUGCGACAAGUUCAUGUGCUCUCAGCAAGGGUCCGAGUGUGACAUCUGGGACGGCCAGCCUGUUUGUAAGUGUCGGGACCGCUGUGAGAGAGAACCCCACUUCACGUGUGCGUCUGACGGCAUGACGUACUAUAACAAGUGCUACAUGGAUGCAGAGGCCUGUUCCAAGGGUAUCUCUAUAUCUGAGGUCACCUGCAGGUACCACUUGACCUGGCCAAACACCAGUCCCAUCCCAGCAGAGACCACCUUACAUCCCACCACCGCCCUCCAGACCACCCUCCCUGCUGACAUCCAGCUUCCCACCAUACACAGCGGCCCCACCCAGCAGGCUGUUUUUGUGGGUGAGACAGCUAGCUUCCUGUGUGAGGUGUCUGGAAAGCCACAUCCGCAUAUCACUUGGGAGAAACAACUGAAGGGCAAAGAGAACAACAUAAUGAGGCCUAAUCAUGUUAGAGGGAACGUUGUGGUCACUAACAUUGGCCAGCUGGUCAUAUACAAUGCGCAACUUCAGGAUGCCGGCAUUUAUACGUGUACGGCCAAAAAUGUUGGCGGAAGUGUGUCGUCACACUUUCCCUUGGUGGUGAUCGGGAAGGAUGCGAAAGGUAGGAAUGCAGAGGGAAAUAAUACCAACCUGCCAUUUCCAGCUGAAGAGUGUCUCAAGAGUCCAGACACAGACGGCUGUGGAGAAGAGAGCAUAAGCUGGUACUAUGAACCAAAGAGGAACAAUUGCUUCACCUUUACCUACAGUCAGUGCAACAAAAACCGUAACCAUUUCAACACAUAUGAAGCCUGCAUGCUGUCAUGCGGAGGAGAGCUAGCGGCUCCCUGCAGCCUGCCGAGCCUCCAAGGGCCUUGCAAGGCCUAUGAGCCUCGCUGGGCUUAUAGCAACAGCCUCAAGAAGUGCCAGUCCUUUGUGUUCGGAGGCUGUGGUGGCAACGAGAACAGCUUUGAGUCUAAAGAGGCCUGUGAAGAGAUGUGUCCGUUUCAGAAGAACCGCAAGUGCAAGAUGUGUAAGCCCCGAGCCAAGAUGGUCACCAGCUUCUGUAAGAGUGACUUUGUGAUCCUUGGCCGUGUUAACGAGCUGACGGAGGAGCAGGAGUCGGGCCACGCUCUGGUGACAGUGGAGGAGAUCUUGAAAGAUGAGAAGAUGGGCCUGAGAUUCUUUGGCAAAGAGCCCUUGGAGGUGACUCUUCUGAACAUGGACUGGAACUGCCCCUGCCCCAACAUCACCACAGCCGACGGACAGCUCAUCAUCAUGGGGGAUGUUCAGAAUGGGAUGGCCGUCCUGCAGCCCGACAGCUUUGUAGGAUCCUCCAGCACUCGUAGAAUCAGGAAGCUCCGUGAGGUUAUCCACAAGAAAACCUGUGAUUUCCUUAAAGAUUUCUCUGCCGUCCAGUAGAGUCUAUUUAAGUUUCACACUCACUGAAAGUCAGUUGUGUUUUCAGAUUUUUCCAAGCUCCAGUGAACUCACCAGUCUGACUGACUGCCCGUAAACAUAAACGAGUAACUUAUCUGUAACAUUGGAGGUUUCGUUGCCUGUUUGAGAUGUUUCUCUUCCUUUCUUAUCACUCAGUAGAUCUCAGAAAAUCACUCCUCGUAGCUUUACUGUUGUCAUUUUUGUCUGCUGUUUUCAUUCAAGAUUUCUUUCCGGAAAGCUGUUUAAAAACUGUCCUAAUAGUUCUCUUUUAAAAUUAGAAUCAAGCUUAGACAGUUUCGAUGUCCGCACUUAGGGCACACUGUCUGGAAAAGGCAGGUAGAAUAGUAUUAGUCACAAGCAUUUACCCUGUACAAAGUAUUUCCUCUUGCAACCCUUUACUAAAACGGCAUUCUAGAUUUCCUCUCCAAAUGUUAUCUUUAAUACACUAAUAUUAUUAAUUUAAGGGUAUGUUUUAAUGUGACGUUUUGUGGGUUAUCCUCCCAAAACAUUGUGUAACAUCUGUCAGGAGCAAUUGAGCUCACAAUAAUGCAAUGCGAAGCCUCAGUUUAUUUACCAGAAUCAAAUAAGCUCUUUGGUUCCAUAUUUUGUGGAAUCUAUUUUGAUAAGACUUAAUUUACAAUACAGAGUAUGUAUGUGGACUU
This is a messenger RNA of Anarrhichthys ocellatus (wolf-eel), 2886 nucleotides long. Its product is annotated as WAP, Kazal, immunoglobulin, Kunitz and NTR domain-containing protein 2-like. Gene Ontology annotation, biological process: transforming growth factor beta receptor signaling pathway. Gene Ontology annotation, cellular component: extracellular region. Gene Ontology annotation, molecular function: serine-type endopeptidase inhibitor activity; transforming growth factor beta binding; receptor antagonist activity. The record is from RefSeq and is a predicted model, not a curated record. Bases 476 to 2206 code for a protein of 576 amino acids. Lineage: Eukaryota; Metazoa; Chordata; Actinopteri; Perciformes; Anarhichadidae. The transcript has 3 exons.